AUGUCUCAAUCUAGUUCGUUUUCUCGUUUCGUAUCCAUUGCAGGUGCUGUUACAGCCUUGUCUAUUACUGGUUAUGCUAUUUAUUUUGAUUAUCAAAGAAGAAAUAACUUGAUGUUUAGGAAAAACCUAAAGAAAGAACACAAAAAACAGAUGAAAGCUGCUAAACAACAACAAGAAGAAGAUAAACAGAAGAAAUUGAAAGAAGUCGGUGAUAGCUUAGCAAAAGAGUUGGCUACUGACCCUAUUCCAACUGCUCCCGCUGAGAGGGAAGCCGCUUUCGCUACUAAUGUUGAAAUGGGUGAACGUUUAGCAUCUGUCCCAGGUAAAGAAAUGGAAUCUGCUUGUAAAUUUUAUAAGGCUUUGAGUGUCUAUCCAAGCCCAGCUGAUCUAUUGGGUAUCUAUCAAAGAAGUGUCCCAGAAAGUAUCUACGAACUGAUUGUGUUAAUGAUUGCAGUAUACCCACCAACGAAUAUCGCUUCUAUCAUCAACGGUAUCCAACCUGAUUCAUCUUCUGUUUCAGCUGCUGCCGCUGAAUUAGAAGCCAUGAGUCAAGGAAUUGGUAUUGACGAAUAA
This is a messenger RNA of Tetrapisispora phaffii CBS 4417, 573 nucleotides long. RefSeq names its product TOM complex receptor protein TOM20 (gene TOM20). The transcript has a single exon. Lineage: Eukaryota; Fungi; Ascomycota; Saccharomycetes; Saccharomycetales; Saccharomycetaceae. Bases 1 to 573 code for a protein of 190 amino acids. Gene Ontology annotation, biological process: protein import into mitochondrial matrix; protein targeting; tRNA import into mitochondrion. The record is from RefSeq and is a predicted model, not a curated record. Gene Ontology annotation, molecular function: transmembrane protein transporter activity. Gene Ontology annotation, cellular component: mitochondrial outer membrane translocase complex; mitochondrial outer membrane.